AUGGUGGCUCUGUGUUGUACAAAAUGUCUCGUGGUUCAGUUAAAAGACGAGGGAGAGACUGAUUCUAAAGGUACGGUUUAUCAGCGUGGUGUUGAGGGGCAUAUGAUCGUGUAUCCACAGAGGCCUGGUAAUAUUGCUGAGAUGCUGCCCCCGAGUGUUGAAGAGAUUACUUCACCCUUGUGUGUAAUUUUCGUUGGUUCUAAGCUUCCGUCCAAGGAAUGGCUGCGAGAUAAAGCUAAGCCUCUUUGGGUGAAUGGUGGUCGUGUUCGUCGAGCAUUGAAUUGGUUGCGUGCUAAUAAUCCUUUGUAUAAAGACAUUCAUUUGAACGAGGAGGUAUUGGAACGAUUGGAUGAAGAUCCCGUAUUGCCUAUACACAUCCAGCAUAUUAUACCAACAAAAGCUACUUUGGAUUCGACGUCUCGAUAUGACAACCAGCAUCCUGAAGAAAAUGAAGCGCCCGAUACGCAAGCCAUUCCUGUAGACAAAGUCCCUUUUCAGAACGUCGUUAUUUCUGACAUGGAUGGUGACGCGUCGUAUGCUGACCUGAAACUUGCUGCGUGGAAUCACGUAAAGAAGAAUGGCCUCGGGUAUGUUCGUUUUCCGCAUGAUCCAGAUCCGAGUAACGAGUUCAACAAUCCGACUUUGCUCCCAAAGAUGUAUCCGACUUUAUUUCCAUAUUGUUACGGUUAUUCUUUUCCUUUUUCUUUUUUCUUUUCUUUUCUUUUCUUUUUCUUUAGUCAGCCGGAUUACGCGGUGCACGAUCAUCACGGACUGACUGCGCAGUAG
Messenger RNA from Desarmillaria tabescens, 786 nucleotides. RefSeq lists its product as uncharacterized. The transcript has a single exon. The coding region runs from base 1 to 786 and encodes 261 amino acids. The record is from RefSeq and is a predicted model, not a curated record. Lineage: Eukaryota; Fungi; Basidiomycota; Agaricomycetes; Agaricales; Physalacriaceae.